Panicum hallii is the source of this 1888-nucleotide messenger RNA. RefSeq names its product probable protein phosphatase 2C 3. The transcript has 8 exons. Gene Ontology annotation, biological process: protein dephosphorylation. The coding region runs from base 85 to 1527 and encodes 480 amino acids. NCBI's taxonomy places the organism in Eukaryota, Viridiplantae, Streptophyta, Magnoliopsida, Poales, Poaceae. The record is from RefSeq and is a predicted model, not a curated record. Gene Ontology annotation, molecular function: protein serine/threonine phosphatase activity.
GCGCUCGUGGCCCUCCGUCUGUCGUCCGUCCCCCCACCCCCCCCCGGCCUCGAUCCGAUCGGGGACGGGUCGAGGGGCAGGGGAAUGUCGUCGUCGUCGUCGUCUUCGGCGGCGGCGCACCAGCACCCACACCACCACCACCGGCGCCAGGGCGGAGGGAGCGGGCUCGUGCCGCUCGCCGCGCUCAUCAAGGAGGAGGCCAGCACCGAGCGCUGCGCCGGCGGCGGGAGCAGGAUCUGCGCGCGCGACGAGGACGCCGGAGGCUCCGGCGUGUGUGGGGAGCCGGCGGAGGAGGAGGCGCGGCGGCAGCGCCCGCUGCUGCGUUACGGGUGCGCCGCGCAGUCCAAAAAGGGCGAGGACUUCUUCCUGCUGAGGACGGACUGCCCGCGCCCCUCCACCUCUGCUUCCUCCUCCGCGGCCUCGCCGCACCCCACCUUCGCCGUCUUCGCCGUACUUGAUGGCCAUAAUGGUAACGCCGCCGCAAUAUACACAAGGGACAAUUUGCUCAACCAUGUCCUCAGUGCGAUGCCACGUGGGCUGUCCAGGGAGGAGUGGUUGCACGCAUUGCCCCGAGCACUGGUCGCAGGGUUCGUUAAGACUGACAAGGAGUUCCAGAGCAAAGGCCAAACUUCUGGCACAACUGCUACUUUUGUGAUAAUUGAUGGAUGGACUAUCACUGUUGCCUCUGUUGGCGAUUCUCGCUGUAUUUUAGAUGCACAGGGUGGGACUGUUUCUUUGCUUACUGUGGAUCACAGACUAGAAGAAAAUGUUGAGGAGAGGGAGCGCGUUACAGCAAGCGGAGGUGAAGUUGGAAGGCUUAGUGUUGUUGGUGGAGCUGAGAUUGGCCCGCUACGAUGCUGGCCAGGAGGACUAUGCCUAUCAAGAUCCAUUGGAGAUAUUGAUGUUGGUGAAUUUAUUGUUCCUGUUCCUUAUGUGAAGCAAGUGAAGUUGUCAAAUGCUGGAGGAAGACUUAUCAUUGCCUCAGACGGCAUUUGGGAUGCAUUAUCCUCAGAGGCAGCUGCUAAGUCUUGCAGAGGUUUACCUGCUGAGCUUGCUGCAAAGCAAGUCGUUAAGGAGGCGCUCAGGACAAGAGGGCUAAAGGAUGAUACAACCUGCAUUGUUGUUGACAUAAUCCCACCUGGUCAAACAAUACGGCCUCCAUCUCCACCUAAAAAGAUGAACAAGUUGAAAUCGUUAAUCUUCAGAAAGAAAGCAAAGGAGCCUUCUCAGAAAUUGACUAAGCAGCAUUCAGGGGCUGGUGCUGUUGUAGAGAUAUUUGAAGAGGGUUCAGCCAUGCUAUCAGAAAGGUUAGGUCCCGAUUGGAAUGGCGGGCAUACAUUCUCAAGCUUGUUUACAUGCGCCAUUUGCCAGGUAGACCUGGAACCAAGUGAAGGCAUAUCUGUCCAUGCUGGAUCCAUCUUCUCAUCAAGCUCCAAGCCAUGGGAAGGCCCAUUCCUCUGCUCUGAUUGCCGCGACAAGAAGGAUGCCAUGGAAGGCAAACGGCCUAGCGGCGUCAAGGUUCUGUAGUCAACGGCAACCGAUCACCAUUGUAGCUUCCCGCAAAAUCUCUCCUUUCUUUUCUUUUUUUCUUGGUGAGCAAGGACCCUUGCGUUACAGAAAUUUUCCUUAAAUUUUUAGGCGAUUUGGAUAAUUUUAGGCUGCAUUUUAUUUUGUUUAAUUAUGAGGAACUAGCCGACUAUGUAAGUAGCUCUUGGCAAAAGGAAAUGUGAAGCGAAUGAAUAGGGUAUGCCUUCAUUUUUCUUUUUCUCUUCUAUUAUAGGAAUGGACUAACUGUAGCUCGCUGCUCGCGAGGUGAUAUGAUAGCUAAGCUAUUCUUUAUUUGUAACCUAUUGGUGCCUUUGCUAAUAGAAUAUUUAGUUAUUGCGUU